GGUAGCGGCGCGGCGGAAGGGGCGCGGCGCGGGCGCCAUGGCGGCGGGAGCGCGGCCGCUGGCGCUGCUCACCAGCUGUGCCGCGGGCUUCGCGCCCGAGGAGCUCGUCAAACGUAUCACAGGAAAAGAUGAUCUUACUGUGGGUGCAAUUACAAGUGGAAGAGUGAAUUUUUACCCUUGGACAAUAGAUAACAAAUAUUAUUCAGCAGAUAUCCACUUCUGUGUCGUCCCAAACACCUUCCAUGUGACUGGAGAGAUUGCUGAGUCUGUUCAAGCAUUUGUUGUGUACUUUGACAGCACAAUAAAAACUGGACUGGAUGGUGUCUCCGAAUGGCUUCCCCUGACAGAAGAGUGGCUGCCAGAAGUGAUGAUCCUGGUUUGUAACAGAGUGUCUGAGAAUGGUGUGAAUAGACAGAAAGCUCAAGAAUGGUGCAUCAAGCAUGGCUUUGAGCUGGUAGAACUUAGCCCUGAGGAGCUGCCUGAUGAGGAUGAUGAUUUCCCCGAGUCCACCGGAGUGAAGCGCAUUGUGCAGGCCCUGAAUGCCAACGUGUGGUCCAACGUGGUCAUGAAGAGUGACAGGACCCAGGGCUUUGGUCUCCUCAGCACAUUGGCAGGAGCAAACAGGAGCCGUGGCUGCGAAGAGACCCCGGAGACAGAAUCCAACCCAUCCCCAGGAGACAGGGAAGAAUCCCAGUCAGAUGGUGGAGAGGAUGGAGCUGGCACAAACAACCUGGAGCUUGACAGUACUGCAGAUCCCAUGCUGGAUAUGGACAUCCAGGAGCUGGCCAGCCUGACCACGAGAGAUGGGGACCUGGAGAACUUUGAAAGGCUGUUCUCAAAGCUGAAAGAAAUGAAAGACAAAGCUGCCACGCUGCCUCACGAACAGAGAAAGCUGCACGCGGAGAAGGUGGCCAAAGCCUUCUGGAUGGCGAUUGGAGGAGACAGGGAUGAGAUUGAAGGUCUCUCCUCAGAUGAAGAAAACUGAAUUCCUCUGUAGCUGGAAGUGCCAGAGCAAUCCUAAAGGAAUGAUCCUUCCCUGCAAUUAGUGUCUAUUGCCAAAAACCCCAUUUAGCUGUAGCUGCUUCCCUUGGUGACAGCAUUCCCCAUGUUCCACAUUCCACAACACCUCCUGGCUCCAGAGGAUUUGUGUGACUGUUCCUUUCUCCUCUCUCAGAGGACUUCGGAAGGUGACGUGUGUGGUUCAAGGAGAUAUGGAUGAGUUUACAUUUUUCAAAUGAACAUUUUUAUUAUUUCCUCUCUGGGGUUUAAAUAAACAAUCGUGUUCCCAGUUAUCUCUGCACACAUGGCUGGGGGCUGGGAAGCGACUCCUGAAUUCCAAACUCCACUCUUCAGCUGUAGGCCUGCUGGAUGGUUUUAUGGAGCUUCUCCCAGCUCAAACUGCCCAGAUUUCGAUGAGCCAUGAAGAGGAAGUUGUUGAACUGUGCCCUGUGGGAGAUGCUCUGCCAUGAGCUGGGAGCUGCAUCCUGCCAAGUGCCAAAGCCAUUAAAAGUGGCCCCGGGCUCGGAUUCUGUUUGGAUUUUGCCUGUGUAAGGAUGGGGGCCUUCCCUGGAGUGACAGGUGUUGUCCACACUCCCUGGAUUUCCAUUGGAAACUAAACCUGGGAUGAAAUGCCAGAUGUUUGCUGCUGCUCUGGGGUGGAAUUCUCUGCCCAAACCUUCUGCAAGGCCUGGCAGAAUGCACAGAACUGCUCUGGGGAGCUCUGUCCUAAAUUCCCAACACUGGGAUUCCAAACCCCUCAGUGCCCCUGGAUGUGUUCACACUCCUGUGUGUCCAUCAGGCACGCAGGGCUGUCCCGUGGUGUCAGGGCUCACAGGGAAUUCCCUUGUCCUGGAUUGAGGCCACAUCACUUCCACACCAGCACACGGCACAGACCCACUGGAAUUAGGGACCUGGAAGGUGGAGCCUGGUGAGGGAGUGAGAGGAGAAAGGGGAAAUGCCACCCUGGCUCCUUCUCUGUUACCAGCACAGUCAGUGGAUCAGCAGGAAGAGGAUCCAAUAGAUUCCCAUAUGGAAGAGUCUGGCCCCAAGAACUUUUUCCUUAUCAUUUGAAAAUCCACCCUGUUAAGCACCCUCAGUUAGGAAUUUCAAAAUUAACUUUUCCAAUGUCCACUAAAUUCCCAAGUCCCAGGACACAGGUUUGCCAUUGAUUAUCAGAUGGCUUUACAUCCUGGAGGCACUUUCACAGUGGUCCUUGAAUUCACUGUCUCUUCUUUUAUGAUGAAGCAAAGGUGAAUGUAAAUAAUGAGUUUCUUGGAAUGCUGGAAAUCAUUUCCAGGGUCGAAACGGCAGCAUUUAAGGACAAGGACUGAAGCCUCAUUGGCAGUUUGGAAAGUGUUUCUCAGCUACAGCUUGAGCAGGAGCUCCCCCAUGGUAAAACACCUGGUUUGGGAAGAAAUACCCUGGAAUACACAGAGACAUUUGAGGAAACACCUGCCAGGGACACCUCUUCCCAACCAGCUGCUGGGCCUUGCCACGACUCUGCCUUCUCCCAUUCUCCCCAUCUUUUUCCCAGCACAGAGAAUGUCAUAAAGACCUGAAGGUGGCUCACUCCAAGCAGGGAAUGGUUUUCCAUGUUGGCUUCUUGGUAGUUGAAGACUUCUUUCUGCCCUUUCUAAAUCUUUGUUGUGCAAUGGUGAUAAAUGGCAAAAGUGCCAAGGGAAGGGAGUUGAGGCAGUGAAGAAAACAAUGGACUCGGACACUUUAUAAACCCAAUCAUUAGACAUGUGAUAGAGAUGUGACUAUUUAAAUUUAAUGAGAUCAUAUCAAUUAAAACCCACUGCUUUCCUGCCUUUUUAUGAGGUAACAGCGGCUCAUUCCCAUAUUCAGAACUCUUUUAAACAUGUUUUUAUUAUAAAUACUUGUCUUGUUUGUAGGGGGAAAAAUCAUGGAGGCAGGAAGUGUGGCUGGAGACACUGGAAAAUAGUUUAAUGAUCCUUUGAGAGUGUUGUGUUGUGGUUUAAAAUCAAGAUUUACUUUGCUGGUGGUUAACUUUUUGUGGGUGGUUUGGGGUUUUUUCUGAAGAGACCCUUUGGUUUUGGCUACAGAAUUUCUUCGCAAGGUAAGAAGUUACAGAAAUGAAUAAAAGGGGCAUUAGUGGAAAAGCAAA
Corvus hawaiiensis (hawaiian crow) is the source of this 3127-nucleotide messenger RNA. RefSeq names its product alpha and gamma adaptin binding protein (gene AAGAB). Lineage: Eukaryota; Metazoa; Chordata; Aves; Passeriformes; Corvidae. The record is from RefSeq and is a predicted model, not a curated record. The transcript is spliced from 10 exons. The coding region runs from base 38 to 985 and encodes 315 amino acids.